GGGGCCGGUCCGCGACGACUCCCCGGACGGCGUUUCUCCUCCGAGCGGCGCCGGGUUCGGCUUUGGGGGGGGCGGGGGUACAGCCCAUCCAUGACCAUGGGCGACAAGAAGAGCCCGACCAGGCCAAAAAGACAAGCAAAACCUGCCGCAGACGAAGGCUUUUGGGAUUGUAGUGUCUGCACCUUCAGAAACAGCGCCGAAGCCUUCAAAUGCAGCAUCUGCGAUGUGAGGAAAGGCACCUCCACCAGAAAACCCCGGAUCAACUCCCAGCUGGUGGCACAGCAAGUGGCACAGCAGUACGCCACCCCCCCGCCCCCGAAGAAGGAGAAGAAGGAGAAGGUGGAGAAGCAAGACAAAGAGAAGCCGGAGAAAGACAAGGAGAUUAGUCCUAGUGUUACCAAGAAGAACACCAACAAGAAAACAAAACCAAAGUCUGAUAUUCUGAAAGAUCCUCCUAGUGAAGCAAACAGUAUACAGUCUGCAAAUGCUACAACAAAGACCAGUGAAACGAAUCACACCUCAAGGCCCCGGCUGAAAAAUGUGGACAGGAGCACUGCACAGCAGUUGGCAGUAACUGUGGGCAACGUCACCGUCAUUAUCACAGACUUUAAGGAAAAGACUCGCUCCUCCUCGACGUCCUCAUCCACAGUGACCUCCAGUGCAGGGUCAGAACAGCAGAACCAGAGCAGCUCAGGCUCAGAGAGCACAGACAAGGGCUCCUCCCGUUCCUCCACGCCAAAGGGCGACAUGUCAGCAGUGAAUGAUGAAUCUUUCUGAAAUUGCACAUGGAAUUGUGAAAACUAUGAAUCAGGGUAUGAAAUUCACAUCCUCCACCUGCCCAUGCCGCUUGCAUCCCUGGAGAAUCUUCUGUGGACAUCGACCUCUUAGUGAUGCUGCCAGGAUGAUUUCUGCUUGCCAUGGGCAUCUGGCCACCAAGGAAUUUCGCACCCUGACGAUUACUCUUGACACUUUUAUGUAUUCCAUUGUUUUAUAUGAUUUUCCUAACAAUCAUUUAUAAUUGGAUGUGCUCCUGAAUCUACUUUUUAUAAAAAAAAAAUCUGCUGUGCACAAUUUUCCAUGUACAUUACAACUGGUUUUUUGUUUUUGUUUUGUUGGGGAGGGGGCGGGCUGGGAGGGGGAGGGAACUUUUAUUUAUUGUGUUCACAGACUCCAUCCUUUCAGCAUAUCCUUUUAAGUUUAGUUCUUUCUUCCAGUUAUACUAUGUACUAUCAGUUUUGAUAUAACUAUAUAUAUAUAUAAAUAUAAAAUUAUAUAUAAAGGGUUAUUUGAAACCAAUCCAUGGCAACGCUGGUGCUUGAUACACUGUGAAGUGAAUACAACAUUGAACAGUCACAGAUCUGGGACAGUCCCUUCUAUGAAAGUGCUGAAAUUAAAUUAAAAUCAGUCUUAUGUGAAGUAUGUUCCAGCCCACAUGGGAACUUGACUCUCAUCUGUCUAAAGAGUACUGGACGAUAGAAAAAUAUAUAUUUUUUAAGCAAUGUGAGCUCACAUUUAAAGACUGCUCCAGAUAGCCUGCAUUUGCGGUGGAAUAACUGACAAAUCACAAGCGGUUUAGUUGGGAGGGCUUUGAUCGUUCAGAAGUAACUAAACUAGCUCCAGAAUGCCAAGUAUUCAUGUAAAUUACGGUUACAUGUUAACAUUGCUGUUCUCACAUAAGCACUCAUGAAAAUACGGUAUUCUGUAACUCGAAUUCCAUCCAUUUUCCAGACCUCUCCUCAUGUCUGAGGUAAAUCUGUAAAGUGUCUCUUAGUUUUAGGAUUAAAACCGUCGAAACUAUUUUUGGUCCAUCCAAGAAGCAAACCCCUGUGUCCACUUUGCACGUAACAUCGCAGCGGUGGUUUGUGUGAUCGUUUGAGAUUUGUUUGCCUCAUGUCUCCUCGUUUCCCUUACCCUACCAACUCAGUCGCAAAAUGUCUUUCUCUUAAAAUCUAGCCUUGUUUGUUUGACUGCACAAAGGUUAUCAACCACACAGCCAGUCCCAACAUGGAGCUUGUCAGUGUCUGGAGACAUUUCCCAAGUCCCCGCUGUGGGAAGGACCUCAGUGGUGAGCGGUUGAAGCGCUGGCAGCCAGGGCUGCAGGGGAAGCUCCUGCUUCCUGAGAAUGUGUGAUCUCUUUCUCCCUCGACAUAAAGACAGCUUGAGUCAACUCUUAAAAAAAAAACAAAACAAAACUUUUUUUCACUUUUUUUUUUUAAACUGUCUUGCAAAAACAAUUAAAAAAAAACAGGAAAAAGAAAAGGACCACUGAUACGAAUCCACCCCUCCUCAUUUUUGAAAUGUUUUAUUUUGUCUUACUUUGUUUGGUUUAGGGUCUGUUGUGUUUGACUUUUACAUUCAUUCGCUGAAUUCAUAGACGUUAGAGUCAUUUCAAGCAUGGGAACUUGAUGUCACCUUCCUUUAUCUGACCAUACUGUCUAGGGACUUUCUCGGGAGGGCGGCAGGUUGGUAAUGAAACACCACAUUUUGGUGUGAAAAACCUGGUUUGCUUAAGAAUAGAAGUAACUUCUGUCUGUGGAGGCAACGAGUAAAAAGAACAAUUAACAGCUUGAUUUGAGUAGCCAACAGGAAAGGCUCCUUUCACAUUUACAUUAAAACUAUUCUGUAGUCACUAAUGUACCAUCAUUUAAAUUCUGUUCUCAAAGGUGUAGAUGAUAAAGCAGUGCCAUUUGUUGCUGUGGUCCUACUCUCAAAUGCACAGACAAUGUUCCCCCCUUUUAAAAAUACCGCUUGUAUCUGGGAUGCAAGCUGUGCUUACCUUUUUAAAUACAUUUUUAAAGUAUUUAUUAAUGAACCAAAGGAAAUCAGAUGCUUUCUGUAAGCAUCAGGCUAUAUAAUACAUAGUGAUUUGACUAUGACUUUUAAAUCCACAUUUUAAUAUUAGUGGGGUAUUGCAAAGACAUUCCUUCUAAAGUUUUAAUAUUCCUUUUAUUAAGGGUCUCAGGGAGGGUAAAUUAGUCAGCCAUAUUUAUUUUCCAGAGAUGUAAGGAAUUGCUAAGUUUUUUAAUUAACUUUUUAAAAAAAAAACUUAAAAUGCCACCAAACUCAUGGGUUGCACUGCUUUUGGAACCAAUAAGUGUUGGUAUGCACUUUGUUCAGAAACACUGUGUACUUUUUCAAAAUUAGUUUCAUGUAAAGUGAUUGGACCCCUAGAUUAGUGGAAAAAGCUGAUUAACCAGCUACUCAUAGGCUGCUAAUUAAUUCAUUGCCAGUGUCUUGGUUUUUCAGUUUUGCCUCCAUGAUAAAUUCAAGAAUAAAUUAAAGGUUGGGGAAGGGUGAAGGAAGGGAGGAUUGCUUUAGAACAGGUGAGAUGACGAAAUUGCCAUUUUGCUAGAAACUGCAGCUCACAGUGGGACUUCUCAGCAAUCGGAUGGUAUUGGGCCCGUUUUUCAGCUGCUGUUGUGAAUUCUUUUACGGUAGGUGAUAGGGACUUAAGGCUUAAUUUCUGAAAUUGAUGACAUCCCUCAGGCAUGUAUUCUGGAAAUGGAAUUCCUGUAACUCCUGCGUUUGCAGUUUGCCCUGCAAUUAGUAGGCAGCGCGUAAAACACUAGUGUAGAUGAUAAAGGUGUACGUUAAAAGAGGACCAGAAAUACUUGGUAUUCGGCGGCACAGUAAGCAGGUUAUGAAAACAAAACAAAAAAAAAAGCACAGUGUUAACACUUGCAAGUUUCCAUUUGUUUUAAUACCACAGGAUCUUUUCGAUCUUUCACACUCGUGCGUGCGCACACACAGAGCUUAACUGACCUGCCCUGCUUGAGUCAUGCAGUUGGGAAAGGGAAAAAAAAAAAAAAGGAAA
Messenger RNA from Camelus dromedarius (Arabian camel), 3814 nucleotides. It is a transcript of the gene RYBP, whose product is annotated as RING1 and YY1 binding protein. Gene Ontology annotation, biological process: positive regulation of DNA-templated transcription. NCBI's taxonomy places the organism in Eukaryota, Metazoa, Chordata, Mammalia, Artiodactyla, Camelidae. The coding region runs from base 91 to 777 and encodes 228 amino acids. Gene Ontology annotation, molecular function: transcription coregulator activity; DNA binding. The transcript is spliced from 5 exons. Gene Ontology annotation, cellular component: nucleus. The record is from RefSeq and is a predicted model, not a curated record.